AUAACGGAUACACGCCCUCAGCACCAGCAUUUCGGGACUACUUUUCACCCAUUCCUUUCCUUCUCGACAUCUCAUCAGUUCAUGGCCUCUCUAUUUGCUCGGGUGAUCUUUGAUCUGGCGCGUCGUCAGGAGGUGUCAAGAGCAACGGUCAGCGAUGGGAGGGGAUUUCGAGGUGGAUCGACUGUUUGGAGCAGUCGCAUCUCGGGUCCCUUGUCGUAGGAGCUCGGCAAAUCGCACACUACACACCUCACUCAUCGUUGUGUUUUUUCUUUCUCUUUCUGAUUUUGCGUUCUUUGCACGGUACUCUGCAUUUCAUCGCAUCGGAAAUCGCUUGUGGGGAGGAAACAGGGGACGGAGCGAUUCCUGGCUUGGAUGCGGCGGAAACGAUGGACAGUCCUGCCUCCAAAUCUACGACGGAGAUGGACCGUGGGCCUCCACGGGAGGGCUCAUACUGCCAAGUUGGCAUCGACUCGUGAGCAGCAUAGCGGUCACGUUUGCGGGAGAGCAACGAUCUUGGGGGGGAUUGUGCUUGGCAGAUUUUAGGGGGCUCCCACCGGUCCGAACUCUCCGGCUUUGGAGCAGCAUGGUGGCAAUGGAUGUGCGGCUUCCUCCGAUUGUCGCAACACCAGCCGUGGCAUCAAGAUCGGAGAGGCCGGUGAAGCUGAGCCGCAGCCCAGUUCCAGGUACCAGCUGCAGCCCGCAAUCCUGACCGGUCUGGGGUGCUGCCAAUAUUUACAUGCCAGGUAGUCUCAUUAAUUCAGUCUCGUCAUGCUUUCUAUGUCUUGAGUCCCGGGUGCGGGAAAUAAAGCACACUU
Messenger RNA from Parathielavia appendiculata, 815 nucleotides. RefSeq lists its product as uncharacterized. The transcript has 3 exons. The coding region runs from base 155 to 709 and encodes 184 amino acids. The record is from RefSeq and is a predicted model, not a curated record. NCBI's taxonomy places the organism in Eukaryota, Fungi, Ascomycota, Sordariomycetes, Sordariales, Chaetomiaceae.